Ilyonectria robusta is the source of this 857-nucleotide messenger RNA. RefSeq lists its product as uncharacterized. Bases 93 to 857 code for a protein of 254 amino acids. The record is from RefSeq and is a predicted model, not a curated record. Gene Ontology annotation, cellular component: intracellular anatomical structure. The transcript is spliced from 3 exons. Gene Ontology annotation, molecular function: oxidoreductase activity, acting on NAD(P)H, oxygen as acceptor. NCBI's taxonomy places the organism in Eukaryota, Fungi, Ascomycota, Sordariomycetes, Hypocreales, Nectriaceae.
GUUAUCCAGGGAGAAAUUAUCAGAAGUCACCAUCUGUACCAAAGCACAACCACAGCCUCUGCUCCCUAAUUGAACUACCCCCACCACCACCAAUGUCUCAGUUCUCUCUCCAAGGCCGUGUGGCCAUUGUCACCGGUGGUGCUGGAGGUUGCGGAUUUGCCUUCACCGAAGGACUUACUGAAGCCGGGGCGGAUGCCGCAAUUUUUGACAUGACACAUCCUCCAUCCUCAGAUAUUGAGGCGCUUGCAUCAAAGUACGGUGUCCAGGUGAAGUCUUACAUCGUCGACGUGACGUCCAUGUCAAGUCUUGAAACCGGAUUUUCCGCCGUCAGGAGUGACUUUAACGGCAAACUCGACAUUCUGGUUGCAUGCGCGGGCGUGAACAAGAACGUCGAAUUUCUAGACACAAACGAAGAAGACUUUGAGAGAUUAUUCGGAGUCAACUGCAAGGGUGUUUACUUCUCCGCCAAGUUCGCGGCCGAGGCCAUGAUCGCCAACGGAACCAAGUGCGGCAGCAUUAUCCUCGUAGCCAGCAUUGCGUCUCACAUUGCAAUCCGGUCGCAGCGAUCCUCAGCUUACUGCGGAACCAAGGGCGCGGUUCGUGCCAUGGUUGCGCCCAUCGCGGCGGAGCUGAAUGCACAUGGCAUCCGCGUCAACUCGAUUAGCCCCGGCUACGUCAAGACAAACAUGACGGCUGCUUUCCCUCAUCUUCUUGAAGGGUGGAAGGACGAGAUCAUGAACCAUCGCGUUGCCGAGCCUAAUGACAUCAAGGGAGCUUGCGUCUUUUUGGCUAGUGAUGCUAGCAAAUAUUGUACAGGAAGUGAUAUUUUGGUUGACGGAGGUGUUACAAAAUGGUAG